ACGUUUCGUGAUAAAAAAAAUAAAUAAAUAAUAAAUGAAGAUUCUUUUUCACCAUAAGAAUUUUUCAAUGCAAAUAUAACCUUUUCUUCAACAUCGCUUAGUGCAGUGUUUUCUAAAAUUCAUAUAAAAAUAUGCCCAAUAUUUUUACAAAACACGUAAUAAUACCUUGUGCGAAAAAUUUUUUAUAAAAUAUUUAACAAAAUAAUAUAAAAAUACAGAUAAUAAUAUAGAAAAAAAACUCGUGAAAAUCAUAUUUGACAUACAAUAAAAUACAUAAAAUUCACCAUAGUUUCCAGUUUCGAAGAUGCUUGUCUCUUUAGAUGGAAUCCAUAGUGGAGUACCUACUAGAACUACUUCUACACUUACACCGACGACACUCAGAAAUAUUGAACAAACAUUUCUGGAAUUAACCAACGACACUUCAAGUACAGUUCCAUGCCAAGCAGGCUUUGUACCACCAUUACCAACAUUUCAAUUUGAACCAGAAUCACAAGACCAUAGUUUGGGUUCAACAGGCACUAGUUCAAGCGAAUCCUGGCAAACUUCAACACCCAAGCAAGAAAAUUUAGAAGAAAGCGCUUCAGAAAUAAUUACAAUUAAAGAAUCAAACUCAAAACGCAAUAUGGGUGGACGACGAGGGGGUGGAAGGAGACCAGAAAAUGCAGCUAAUUUAUCCCCAGAAGAAGAGGAAAAACGUCGAAUUCGUCGUGAACGAAAUAAAUUAGCAGCAGCCCGAUGUCGUAAGCGUCGUGUUGAUCAAACGAAUGAUUUGUUAGGUAAAGUGCAAGUUUUGGAAAACGAGAAAAAUAAACUUCAGCGUGAUAUUCAAGAUCUUCAAACUGAAAAAGAGGACUUGGAAUGUUUAUUGCAAUCACAUCGAAAUCAGUGUAAACUCAACUGUGCCGGCAUGUCGAAAGUGGUGGAACUAAAAUCAAAGCUUGAAUUCAAAGAACCAAUACACAUGCCAUUGAUUGGUAAAAUAAAGGUUGAAGUAGAUGAUCCCACAUAUGAAUAUGUGUCCCCGCCAAAUAAACAUCUUAUGUCUACUGCAAACCCGGUAAUAUCAGAUGUAUCAUCAAAACCAAUCGCUCGGCCCAGUUCUUUAAAUGUUCCGUUUACGGCUCCACCAUCACAAACUAUUGGUUUACACAAAAAUAUUGCGGACAUAGCUGGUGUCCAAAUAACAACACCUUCAAAUGUGGUGGCAUUCAAUUUUGAUAGUUUAAUGGACGGUGGAACAGGUCUAACUCCAACUUUACCCGUUGCUAUCCCCACGUGUGCUCAAAACAAAGAUUUGGCAACACCCAGUGAGCCUUCGAAAUUAGUUAGUUUCACAGCAUUAUAGCAAAAUUAUUUUUAUAUAAAAAAUUAAGUUAAAAAAAGAACGUUUUGCCAAGUCUGAAAUUAGAUAAUUACAUUGUAGGUGGCGUUCAUGACAAACUUGUCUUGCUAUCAUGUUGAUAAAAUUACUGUUAAUAGUCGACUGACAAAAUAACAUUGUUUUAAAUAUGUAAAAUGUUUUUUCGUAACACUUACCGAAUCCAUUUUAACAAGUGAAUAUUUCAAAUCAAAUAAAAUUUUAUGAAAUGGUAGGAUGAAUCCAAUAGAAUAUUUGAGAUAUAAAUUAUAAAUUAUUCAUUGUUUUUUUAAUUGCCAAUGUUAUUAUGAGAAGUGAUUGAAUAAGAAUGCGAGCUCAAUUAAAAAUUGAUUCAAUACAGAAAA
This is a messenger RNA of Contarinia nasturtii (swede midge), 1722 nucleotides long. It is a transcript of the gene kay, whose product is annotated as transcription factor kayak. Gene Ontology annotation, molecular function: DNA-binding transcription factor activity, RNA polymerase II-specific; RNA polymerase II cis-regulatory region sequence-specific DNA binding. NCBI's taxonomy places the organism in Eukaryota, Metazoa, Arthropoda, Insecta, Diptera, Cecidomyiidae. Gene Ontology annotation, biological process: regulation of transcription by RNA polymerase II. Gene Ontology annotation, cellular component: nucleus. The record is from RefSeq and is a predicted model, not a curated record. Bases 305 to 1345 code for a protein of 346 amino acids. The transcript has 7 exons.